AAGUCAUCCCUCAUCUUUCUCGCUUACAACUUUUAGCCACUCGCCGCCACCGGAAAACAAGCAGGCCAUGUCGACAACAGCAUCCCUUGACAGCUUCGCUCAGACGCUGGCAAGGUCCCUGGCAGAAGCCAACCUUGCGCCUGGCUCGGCGGAAGCGCUCAUCCCUCGGGAAUUUACGCCAACCACGCGGCUGCGCAUCCAAUUCGACGGCCGGGAUGUCGAGCACGGUAAUCUUUUUCGAGUGCGCGAGGUGAAGCUUGCUCCCUUUGUGUCGUUUGAGGCUGAAGUAAGUCUUUGUGCUGGGGAUUCAUCGGGAGAGGCGUCUUAUAUGCUCCUCCUCAUCGACCCCGACGCACCCACGCCAGACGACCCUAAAUUCGCAUAUUGGCGCCAUUGGGUCUUGCCAGGGUUGAAGCCGUUGGCCUCGGCUGAGGGCAUCGUUGCCCAGACAAAGCCGGUGCUCACAGAGUAUCUUGCCCCGGGUCCCAAGGAUGACUCGAAACCGCACCGGUAUCUGUUCCUGCUCUUCCGCGAGCCCCAUGGCCUGGCUCUUACAAAGGAAGACGUUGGAGGCGAGGAAUUUGUUCAAAGGCGCUCCUUUGACGCUGCCAAGUUUGUUGAACAGCACCAGCUACAGUUGGUCAGUGUAAACUGGAUGAAGGGUGCUGGUGAUGGCUGGAAGGAGUAGGUCAAAAAAAAAGGGGACGGGGCAACCUGGACGGCGUCAUCCUCUUCUUCCCUCUCGCUUCCCAUUCUUUUUACCAAAUAGGGCCGUAGCGAGCGGCUGUGAAGCACAAAGAUUGUCACGCGCCAAGAACACCCUUCACAUCCGAACCCCUUGACUGGCUGAGAGCAGCCCUUCCUUGGUGGCCGAACUGGUGUGACUGCUAUCAUCGUGCAUGCUUCGUGCCUCUCCAUCACCACCCUGUAGGGCCAAUCGCGGAUAGUAGAGCUGUGGGCAUAUGCAGGCGGCCUCUGGAAAAGCGCUCCAGCAACCAAGAGGGGGUGACAUUCUCAUUUCCAACCGACGAGAGUUUUGUGUUACACGAUGGAUUGGGACGGUCCGUAUGGCGUUGAACUCGGCCAAUCCCAGACGCCACCACUAACAAGAGCCAGCAAGGGCCGUACGUGGCUGAGGCGGACCGUGAAGUGGUCGCGGUAGAUGAGUCGGUACCGAGAUGUUGAAUAAAACCUCCAGUUUUGACUUUUC
This is a messenger RNA of Trichoderma atroviride IMI 206040, 1210 nucleotides long. NCBI's taxonomy places the organism in Eukaryota, Fungi, Ascomycota, Sordariomycetes, Hypocreales, Hypocreaceae. The record is from RefSeq and is a predicted model, not a curated record.